This is a messenger RNA of Klebsormidium nitens, 1100 nucleotides long. The record is from the annotation of a GenBank genome assembly. Lineage: Eukaryota; Viridiplantae; Streptophyta; Klebsormidiophyceae; Klebsormidiales; Klebsormidiaceae.
CACUGAUUGGAACUGGGCAGUGCGAGAAGGUGGCACUCAAGAACAGCAAACGGUUUUGCUGCACACAGCACACUGCAAACCAUUGGCAUUGGCUUUCAUUGAAAAUUCUACAUUGUGCUGCAGCCUGCGCAUGCUCCCAUUGAAUCUGCACUCUACCAUAUUGCGAUCUUCAGAAGUCGAUCAGUGCACCUCAGAGAAUUUCAGCAGGAAUCAGUAUCACAAUGGCUCUCUCUGCGGCAGCUGUCACUUCGGUGGGGUUGGUCCACGCCGCCUUGGCUACCAGCAGCGUUGCUCACAGGACAGCAGCGCCAGCUGCACCGAGCUGCGCGGGCCUUGCUGGCUCCGCAUCUGCUCGUUUCUUGAACAGGAAGGCCACAUUGGGAUUCAGGAGCAUUGUCAGGAAACAGAUUGGUGAAGGCAGGUCGGCUGGUGUUGUCUGCGAAGCAGGGGAUGUGGUUGGAGGACAGUCCUUCUUGAUUGGUGGAGCGAUCUUGGUGGGGCUAAUUGGCACUGCAUAUCCCCUCCUGUUCGCAAAGAAGGGGGACACAUGCCCCACAUGUGGCGGUGCUGGAUUUGUCCGCAAGUCAGGUGGCCGCUUGGCUGCUAAUGCUGCAAGGAAGGACCAGCAGGAGAUUGUAUGCCAGACUUGCAAGGGUCUUGGCAAAGUUGGUGUGAUCAGCAAGAACUAGAAGGGCAUCCAGGCAAGAGCGGCGGCGCAUGUCACGCUUCCCUCUAGAAACUGGGCACGCUUCUAAACGUGAUGAGGUAGGUUGAGCAGUGUUUGUGCAUAGUGUUAUAUCUUGCAUACAUGGGUGCCAUGUGCGUUGACCGCGCGUUAACCUUCGGUGGAAGAUCAUGUACAAUUAUAGAUUAGCGACAAGUAGAUGCAUCUGACUUGAGAGAUUUGUAAAGUGCCGCGCUUUUGAUAGCGGCCAGUAAUCUGGAAGAGACACGAGCUGAGAUUUGGACUGAAUUUCAUUGAGCACCUUCCUGCAACAUUGCCUCGAGUUCGCUUGAAUUGUGAAUUCAAAUAUGUGUUGACAUUUAAUCUUAAAAACUUUUCAGACUUAACUGGGUGCGGGCGUGUCUUUAUAUUGAUG